Raphanus sativus (radish) is the source of this 2994-nucleotide messenger RNA. RefSeq lists its product as uncharacterized. Gene Ontology annotation, molecular function: cysteine-type peptidase activity. The transcript has 8 exons. The record is from RefSeq and is a predicted model, not a curated record. The coding region runs from base 1 to 2994 and encodes 997 amino acids. Gene Ontology annotation, biological process: proteolysis. Lineage: Eukaryota; Viridiplantae; Streptophyta; Magnoliopsida; Brassicales; Brassicaceae.
AUGACCGAAGAGGUGCUACCACCUAGAAUGUUCGCCGCCGGCGAAGAACCACUCGGUGAGCGAGUCAACUCGUACCACCGAAUGAAGAGGACCGAGAACCUUCUCCAAGCCCUAGAACCCGAUGAGUUAGAGUUUCUUCGAAAUUCUACCUUCGCGAAGAUUUUGGAUAUCUAUGAGAACCCUCCAUUCUCAGGUGCGUUUGGACAAUACAUCGUCGUGAGGAUCCUCAAAGUUAACAAACUAUAUGAGGUGUGGUUUUUGUUUGCGGGCCGGCCGGUUAGGAUGUCACUUCGUGAGUUUGCAAUUGUCACCGGAUUGAAUUGCGAUCAGUUACCGGAACCCAAGCCUCAGAAGAACAGAAACCCAUUGAAGGAGAAGCUUUACUGGCAUGAGCUUCUAGGGUCCCUGAAGUUCUGUACGGUGGACACGGCCAUCGGCAUGUUGAAGAACAAGCAUGUUAGAGGCAAAGAGGCGAGGAUUAAGUUUGCUUGUCUUGCAAUUACAUCUUCGAUCCUUUUUCUUUCUUCUCACAUACCUCGAAUCAUGCCGGAGCAUGUUGAAAUGAUUAGAAACUUAGACGAGUUUCUUGCCUACCCUUGGGGCAGAGCUUCUUUCCAAUUGCUCGCUACCUCUCUUAUUUCUAAGGAUGAAGAGCAACUUUCUCAUAUGUCUGUCGCGAUUCGCGGGUAUGUUGAUGCAAUUCAGCUUGUGCUUUUGGCGGCCGUCCCUGUUUUGAAAGAAGAAAUCAGUAAGUCAGACCCAAUUGUCAUUGUUGAUUCCAAUAGUGAUCUUGAGACCGGUGAAGAAGAAGCACCGCCAGAAGAUGAAAACUUGAUGCCGCAGGAAACAACAUCAAAGGCGCCAAAGUACUGUCUGAUUCCCGGUCAUGCUAAGAGUGCAGACGUCGAGUGCGAGGUACCUGUGAAGUGCAUUCUAGAUGACCCGCACGAAGGAUGGUCAACUGGAAAAGAUUUCACGUGGGUUGACGAGUUGGUGGAUUUGGCGGUAGAUAAUAUGGUCCGUCUGAUUAACUCAGGAUUUGUUUUCCGAAAGGAGAUGUUCAAAGGUGGUGUCAACCAAAAUGAUCUCGGUGGUCUUAAGUCGGGAAAGAAACAAAAGGAGAAAGAACCAAAGGAAAAAAAGCAGAAGGAGCACGGUGGGGAGGCAACUGUAGGGCAGAGUUCUGACACUGGCACUCAAACUUUUAUACGUCAAGAAAUCAUCGCUUUGGAGAAGCGUAUCUACCAAGCGAUAGAAGACAAGUUUGAGAAGCUUGGCGCAUCUACUAUCCUAUCCCAGCAGCUCGCGUUCGAGGACAUUGAUAGGAAAAUCGGCGACGCCCUUGUACGCCAACUGAAGACUAUAGAAGCGUCACUUACCCAGUUUAUAUCUGAAGUAAUUGGCCAGCGCAGCUCAAGCGGCGAAGUUCCGGUUGACGACAUCCCUCCUCAGCAGUCUCAGCAACCUCUGUCUCCUAAUGAUGUUCGCCCCCACCCUCCUAAUCUUGGGAUUCCAAAUUUGCCAAUACACAGCACUCCAUCUGAAGCUGCGGAGUUCCGCAUCAACUUCGUCCUUCGUGAUCUCGAUAUAGAAGCUGAUGUUGACAACAUUGCUGGGACAACACAUGUUGAGGCUACGAUCCAAACCAACGAACCCCUAAGUCCAGUAUUAGAUGUUAACGCCCAAUCUCAUCCGCUAAGUUCCGACGUAGCGCCCAACGUUGGUGGGGUACAGGUCCCCUCCGAACUCAUUUCGCCAGAGCAACCAGCGGUUGCUGACGCACAACUCACUCGACAGCAAAACGUGCAACAAGGUCAGGACAGAGAGGAGGGAGACCAGGGGAAAAAUAACCCAAUGGGCAGCAGCAGUACGGCUGUUGGGGAGGCGGUUGUAGACGCACAAAUCCUUGAUCAGCAAAGCGAGGACCAAGGAAAGGACGCAGAAGAAGAAGAAGAAGAACAGGUGAAAAAUAACCGAAUGGGAGUGAGCAGUACGGAUGCUGAGGAGGCGGUUUCUCAUGAAGUUGCCAUGGAGGAGAUGAACGAACAUUUAAAUCCAAUCGAAAUGCCGUCUUUCUCAAUCGGACUCUCGCAGGAAGAAGCGUCUGUUGCCAUUGAGAACCCCAAUACGAUAACCUUUGUUGAAGCAACUAAGGAACAAGACGGAGAAGUCAUGGAGCAGCGUAAGAGCAAAAGGCCUAGGCUAGUCCCUGCUGGUCUCCAAGACUACAAGUGUGAUCUGAAAGUAACCGCCGGUUAUUACAUUAUCCCCGAUCUUGAGGAACGUUUUAAGCUAAUGGAGCAGACGGUGGCAAAGCAUCCGUACGCAAAUCUCCCUAACGGCUACUGCAUUACUUCAUCCGAGUUCCGUGAUAUUGGACACCGCAAGAGUCUAUUACCUACGGGGGUUGUGGAUGCCCUGGUCGGCUUUGUUUCCCGAGGUCAAGCCUAUGGUAAUAAUGUUGCUAUAUACGACACCACCCUCCCCUCAUCUUUAAUGAAUCAACACUCUCGAUUCGUGAAGACAGCAGUGAAAGAUCGUCCGAGGCUGAAGUUUUCAGACGUGCCCUUGGGGAAACCCUUCGAGAAGUCGAUCGAGAGGAUCUAUUUCCCUUUCAACAUCGACAGACAACACUGGGUUGGAGUUUGCAUCGAUGCUAAAGCAUGCAUGAUCUAUGUGCUGGACUGCAACACAUCCCUUAGAAGCGACAACAUGGUGAAGAAAGAGCUUAACCCAAUUGCUAACCUCAUCCCAUAUGUUCUUAAGUACAACGGCUAUCCCGAAAACAACGCGGGGUUGAAGGCUUUUGCAGUGACCAGGUGCAAGGGUAUACCUCAGACAUCCAGUAAGACAGAUGCAGCAGUCAUGACUGUUCUUCUGAUCGAAGCUCAUGCUGCGGAUGGUCUGGAUGGUUGCAAGGCUAUCACUCCUCGUCUGCUUCCCGAUGCAUCCAAGCAAUUGGCCGUCAAAUACUUCGAGUCCCUCUCUCGUUAA